AUGGCUCCCAGUGGCACUAGUGACGACAAUCCCGGUAACUUUGCUAACCGUCCCAAGGAGGAGGUCCAAGCCAUCGCUUCCAAGGGCGGCCAGUCCAGUUAUUCGGGCGGCUUUGCAAGCAUGGACCCAACUUCAUCUACUUUGGCUAGUGAUAACCCUGGCAACUUCGCUAACCGCCCCAAGGAAGAUGCCCAGGAGGCUGGUCAUAAGGGAGGCUCCAAGUGA
This is a messenger RNA of Truncatella angustata, 225 nucleotides long. RefSeq lists its product as uncharacterized. Lineage: Eukaryota; Fungi; Ascomycota; Sordariomycetes; Amphisphaeriales; Sporocadaceae. Bases 1 to 225 code for a protein of 74 amino acids. The transcript is spliced from 4 exons. The record is from RefSeq and is a predicted model, not a curated record.